Ziziphus jujuba (common jujube) is the source of this 1636-nucleotide messenger RNA. Its product is annotated as chorismate synthase, chloroplastic. Gene Ontology annotation, cellular component: cytosol. Bases 58 to 1326 code for a protein of 422 amino acids. Gene Ontology annotation, biological process: aromatic amino acid biosynthetic process; chorismate biosynthetic process. The record is from RefSeq and is a predicted model, not a curated record. Gene Ontology annotation, molecular function: FMN binding; chorismate synthase activity. The transcript is spliced from 13 exons. Lineage: Eukaryota; Viridiplantae; Streptophyta; Magnoliopsida; Rosales; Rhamnaceae.
GUGAAUAUUUUGGCAGCAUGCAGCGCAGCUUGGUGGACCCUUGAUAUCGGCCUUUCAAUGACGUCUUUGUCGCUCUCAUGGAUGACGUUUCUGGGUGCUUCACCGACCGUUGGAUUAUCCGGGUUGGAUUCUCUGCCCUCAGAUCUUCGAUCACCCUCAAUACGGUUCCCAGUCCGCCCACGAACUCUAAAGAACCUCCAGGUACAGGCAGCUGGGAGUACUUUUGGAACUCAUUUCCGUGUUACAACUUAUGGUGAAUCUCAUGGUGGUGGUGUUGGUUGUGUAAUUGAUGGAGUGCCUCCCAGGCUCCCCCUUUCAGAAGCUGAUUUGCAAGGGGACCUUGACAGAAGGAGGCCCGGUCAGAGUCGAAUUACCACCCCAAGGAGGGAGACUGAUACAUGCAAAAUACUCUCUGGGGUUUACGAAGGAAUGACUACAGGAACACCAAUCCUUGUAUUUGUACCCAAUACUGAUCAAAGAGGACAUGACUACAAAGAAAUGUCUCAAGCUUAUAGGCCGUCACAUGCAGAUGCAACUUAUGACAUGAAGUAUGGUUUCAGAGCAGUGGCGGGUGGGGGCAGAUCUUCAGCUAGAGAAACCAUUGGAAGAGUUGCUGCUGGAGCAGUUGCUAAGAAAAUCCUCAUGGACUUUUCCGGAACUGAGGUUCUUGCUUAUGUUUCACAAGUGCACAAGGUUGUGCUUCCUCAGGACGUGGUUGAUCAUGAUACUCUGACACUUGAUCAGAUAGAGAGUAAUAUUGUUCGAUGCCCCUAUCCUGACUAUGCAGAGAAGAUGAUUGAUGCCAUUGAUAAAAUCCGGGUGAGAGGGGAUUCAGUUGGUGGUGUCCUCACAUGCAUUGUGAGGAACUGUCCACGUGGUCUUGGUUCGCCAGUCUUUGACAAACUCGAUGCUGAAUUGUGUAAAGCUCUCAUGUCAAUACCUGCAACAAAGGGUUUUGAAAUUGGCAGUGGGUUUGCAGGUACCUUUAUGACUGGGAGUGAACACAAUGAUGAGUUCUAUGUUGAUGAUAAUAAAAGUAUCAGGACAAGAACAAAUCGCUCAGGCGGGAUACAGGGAGGAAUAUCCAAUGGAGAAACAAUAAACAUGAGAAUUGCUUUCAAGCCAACAGCAACAAUUGGUAAGCAGCAGCAUACAGUCACUAGAGAUAAACAGGAGAUAGAACUAAAAGCCAGGGGUCGCCAUGAUCCAUGCGUUGUCCCACGAGCGGUACCGAUGGUAGAAGCAAUGGUAGCCCUGGUGCUUGUGGACCAAUUAAUGGCACAUUAUGCGCAAUGCAAUUUAUUUCCUCGGGAUCAAGAUCUAUAGGCACCCCUUCCAGUUCCAAGACUUGAGGAGGUAACCAAGCCAGCUUCCCCUUUGAAAGUCUGCAAAGCCACUGUACAUACAUCUGCUUUUGGAUCUAACAGCCAAUUUUCCGGUUAAAAAACUCGGUAUAUGUUUGUGCAAUGGCAAUAUAAUGUUUCUUUGCCUCUUCUUCUUCUGUUUGUCCAUCAGAUUGAGAAAAAUGUGUUAUAAUAAUUGGGGAUUAUGUUGACCAUGUUUCGCCAUAUACAUACAUUUCAAUAAAUUGGAACUAUUUUUUAGUACCAAAAUCAAGGCCCUGUUUGGCCGUGUA